AUGUACUUAAGCCAACAAUCCCGCCACCACGACCUCAUCUGUCAAAUAGCGCAUAUGUUGAGAAACAACAGGAACAUAGCGCUGGAUCCGCGCUUCUACAGCAGUAUAGAAGGCCCACCACCACCACCACCAUCACAGUUAUCAUCACAGCAGUUGCAGCAAUACCGGCAGACGCAGCAGCAGGCCUCGGGAGCCUCGAUAAUCUCCGCACUCGUUGGUGCCAUGAUGAUCCCCCAAGCGUCGCCAGCUCCGGUAUUGCCGAUAUCCGUGUCCUCAAGCGCCGCCACCAAUAUCGGGCCAAACGGGGGACCCGCGCCCGUAGCAUCUGUCGCGAUGAUACAGUCCGCAGCUUCGAGUCCGUCUCUAAGGGCGAGGGAGAGUGUUGUGGUGCCGGUGAGUAGGACAGGGACUCCGGUCAGUGGUGGUGCUGGAGGAGGGAAUGUUAAGGUUGUGGUGAGGGUUCGAGGGUUUCUGCCUAGAGAAAUCAAACGCGGAGCAGAAUGUCUGAUAUCGAUGAACCCCGAUACCCAGUCAACUACCCUCAUGGCUCCUAGGAGCUCCAAUGCACACGAUCCGGCAAAUUUUAGAGCAGCACAGAGUAGGGGAAAGGUCAUUGAGGAUAAGGCCUUUACCUUUGACAAUUCCUUUUGGUCUCAUAAUAGAGAAGAUGCGCAUUAUGCUGAACAAGAAGAUGUGUAUAACUGUCUAGGAGAGGAAUUCCUGGAUCACAACUUUGAGGGAUAUCACACCUGUAUCUUCGCAUAUGGUCAAACGGGAUCAGGUAAAAGUUACACAAUGAUGGGCACUGAAGACCAACCUGGCUUAAUUCCACGGACAUGUGAGGAUCUAUUCCAGCGCAUCGAGAGCUCGGAAUCACCUAAUAUCAGCUACAAUGUACGCGUUUCAUACUUCGAAGUAUAUAACGAGCAUGUACGAGAUCUGCUAGUACCCCGAACAGACACACCAUAUUACCUCAAAAUUCGGGAAUCGCCAACGGACGGACCAUACGUAAAAGACCUGACAGAUGUGCCUGUUAGAAGUUUUGCGGAGAUUCUGCGGCUCAUGCGCAGAGGGGAUGCCUCGCGUACCGUGGCUAGUACGAAAAUGAACGACACCAGUUCGCGGUCUCAUGCGGUAUUCACAAUUAUGCUGAAACAGAUUCAUCACGACUUGUCAACUGACGAGACGACUGAACGAACAGCGCGCAUCAGGCUAGUUGACCUUGCUGGAUCAGAACGGGCCAAAGCUACCGAGGCAACCGGGCAGAGACUCCGGGAGGGAUCGAAUAUCAACAAAUCUCUAACGACGCUUGGCCGGGUUAUUGCUGCUUUGGCAGAUAACAAACCCGGUCGAAUACGCAAGAAUAAAGAGAUUGUCCCGUACCGCGACUCUAUCUUGACUUGGCUAUUGAAAGAUAGCUUGGGUGGUAAUUCCAAGACCGCGAUGAUUGCGUGUAUAGCCCCGUCAGACUACGAGGAGACUCUCUCCACGUUACGCUACGCAGACCAAGCGAAACACAUCCGCACCCGUGCCAUCGUCAAUCAAGACCAUGUUUCAGCUGCAGAGCGUGACGCGCAGAUUGCAGAGAUGGCUGAAAUAAUCCGCACGCUCCAGGUUAGCGUGAAUCAGCAGGCCAUCCGGAAACGGGAGAGUGAGAUGCAAAAUGAGAAGCUGGAGGAGUACCAGGGGCAAGUUGUCAAGAUGCAACGGUUAAUGGAGGAGACGAAGAUGGUUAGUGAGUGUAAGAUUCGCCAGCUGCAGACGGAGAACGAUGCGUUGCGGAGGCAUUUAAAGCUUGCGCUGGAGUCGUUGAAGAAUCCGAUCCCUCCCGUGGAGAUUGUCAAGAGGAAGAAGAGGGAGAGUGAUUGGUUCUCUGUUCCUGAGAAGAAGGUUGCGGAUGCUGCAGGGAUGAUGGGGGAGGGUGAGAAGGAGAAUGCUACGCCUACAACGGAGCCUGAAUGGGUUUGGGAAGAUGAUGAGGAUGAUGAUCAUUAUCAUGUGGACGGGGUUGCUGAUGCGGGGCAAUAUGAGGCUAUGGAGGUGCAGGCGAAGUUGGAACAGCUGCUGCUUGAUGUCAACUUUUUCCGGCAGAAAGUUGCGGAUGAUCAUGACCGGUUCGGGAUCAUGAGACCCUCUUCGUCGGCUUUUGACAAGAGUGGGGAGCGGAGAGUUCUUGUGGAUGUUCGGUUGAACUGA
Messenger RNA from Paracoccidioides brasiliensis Pb18, 2196 nucleotides. RefSeq lists its product as uncharacterized. The transcript has 2 exons. Gene Ontology annotation, biological process: mitotic spindle organization; microtubule-based movement. The record is from RefSeq and is a predicted model, not a curated record. Gene Ontology annotation, molecular function: microtubule motor activity; microtubule binding; ATP binding. Bases 1 to 2196 code for a protein of 731 amino acids.